UGGAGGGGCUUAAUAAGAUCACCAAGGGAUUUAGAGUGAAAGAAAGGGACAUAGAGGAAGUUGGAGGGGAAGAUGAGUGGAAAGAUGAGUGGGAUAGGGAUUGUAAAGGAGAGAGAUAGGAUUAAAGGGUGGUUAGAAGGGAAAUUGAGAGGAGAGGAAGGGAAGAGGGGAUAGAGGUAUAAGGGUUUUUGAUUUAGAAAUGAGUUUAGAGAGUUUUGAAGAUAUUCUGAGUAUAUAGAAUUGAAAUUUGGACUAAAUGAAGGGUUUGAAGUUUGUUCUAUUUUUGGGAUUUUAUGAAUUAUGCAUAAAAAUCAAUAUUCUUAAAACUCUCCAUAACUUGGCUUGCACAUUGAAAAGAAUCUUUGAUCAUAAAGAAUCUGUCAUUUGUCUGAUUAAUUUUAAUAUUUCUAAAGUAGAGAGAUUAUCUUGUCUUCACACGAUUAAAAGUUAUUAAAAGUUUAAAUCAUGAAUCAAUAAAAUAUAGUAUGCUAUUAUUUUAGCGUACAAAAUUUUUGCAUGAAGUACAAACAAUGAGCAAAUUUAUAAACGCUUAGCUCUUAGAGCAUAACUUUAAUCCCCUUUCAAACUCUUUUAAUAUCUCUCCAUUUCAUCUCCAAAUUCAUAAAUUUUUUAAUAUCAAAAGUGAAAAUAAUCCGAUUUCAUUAAUAACCCAAUUUCAGAACCUGAACUAUUCCUCACUCUAGAGCCCUCCUCUCCCAACCCCCAUCC
This is a messenger RNA of Moneuplotes crassus, 729 nucleotides long. Lineage: Eukaryota; Ciliophora; Spirotrichea; Euplotida; Euplotidae. The record is from the annotation of a GenBank genome assembly.